Molecule: messenger RNA, 1056 nt
Organism: Paecilomyces variotii
Lineage: Eukaryota; Fungi; Ascomycota; Eurotiomycetes; Eurotiales; Thermoascaceae
Product: INSIG domain protein
Exons: 2
Coding region: 1-1056 (351 amino acids)
Biological process (GO): sterol biosynthetic process
Cellular component (GO): endoplasmic reticulum
Source: RefSeq, a predicted model, not a curated record
AUGUCUCAACAACAGCCCACGAUCGUGCAACCUGUGCCGCGGCGCACUUUCGAACUGGCGCCGUCGAACGAUUCCUCCGAGCCUUCCACGCCUCAUCCGGAGCCCACGAAUCCAGAUCUACUGAGCACAAAGGAAAGCACAAAAGACGGGCUGGGAAGCCGUACUGGCUCGAUUCUCAACCUGACCUCGUCCACCUUGUACGGUAUCUACUCUCCAACCGCCUUCGACAACCCGCGCGGCGACGAUUCAACACCGUGGGGGACGGAGGUCCAGCCUUCUGGCGCUGAGAAGACGCAGUUGUCGCCGGUGUCAGAAGAAAAGCCAGCUUUGAGGAGAGGCUCCUCUGCUCGUCGCAGCCAUGGCUUUCGUGGAACAGUUCUCCCCUUUGUGCAGCGGAGCGUCCUCCUGUUCGGUUUCGGCGUUGCCUACGGCACCCUCGUCUCUCAUCUACACGAGAAUCAUUGGAUCACGCCGGUGAAGACGAAUAUCGAUUCGUCUUCAUGGGAGUACAUUGGUUUAUGGGGACUCGCCGGCGUGGCCCUGGGGAGUGUGCUGCCCUGGCUGGACGGGUUAUGGGGAGAUUUUCUGGGUGAAGCUGCGAAGCCAGCCAAACAGCCAGAUGCAGAGUCUCGCUUCUCACGCUGGAGUCCUGUCGUCCGCAGCAUUGGUGCCUUUGUUGGCAUUGCUUUCGCUACUCGCAGAUUGCCCUGGCAGAGUACAGCCCAAGCCUCUCUCACCCUCGCCCUCGUCAACCCGGUUCUGUGGUACCUUGUGGAUCGCUCCAAGCCUGGGUUUUUCCUGUCGACAGCAGUGGGCAUAAUCGGAAUGGGCGUCAUCCUGCAGGUCAGCCCAGAGGUGAUCCCAAUGCCAACCAAUCCACCCGCUCGGAUUACGAUCCCCAACGGUUCGGGGCAGAUAUACGGCCUCGAGCUGGGACUCUCCUGGGACAGCAUUGCGAUCGGCACGUGGGUGGCCAGUGUCCUGUUUUGCGCAUGCGUGUGCUUUGGAAACAUUGGACGUUUGCUGGCACCGAGCGGACCUGCAGCAAGCCGCUGA